CGUCCGUGUCGUCAGAAUUUAGCUAUGGUGGGGCUCUCGCUAGGGGAGCAAACAUUUAUAAAAGGUGGGAUUUAUCAGGAUUUACGUACUGAUGGUAGGAAAAGACUAACGUACUCGCCCAUUUUUGUUGAAACUGGUAUCAUUCCUCAGGCAAGUGGCUCAGCAAGAGUGAAGCUGGGGGCAACAGAUGUUAUUGCCAGUGCUGAGCUUGGAAAGCCAAAUCCGUCGUAUCCCGACAAAGGAAAAGUUUCCAUACAUGUUGACUGCAGUCCGACUGCUGAACCAUCUUUUGAGGUUUAUGAAAUGUCAUUUCUUUCUAACGUGUGAAUGGGUUUGUGUGCUGGUUUGUUAGACCAUCCACAAUAGGCGCCCAGCGACCGCCCA
Messenger RNA from Salvia splendens (bonfire salvia), 384 nucleotides. Its product is annotated as exosome complex exonuclease RRP42-like. Bases 25 to 327 code for a protein of 100 amino acids. NCBI's taxonomy places the organism in Eukaryota, Viridiplantae, Streptophyta, Magnoliopsida, Lamiales, Lamiaceae. Gene Ontology annotation, biological process: rRNA catabolic process; U5 snRNA 3'-end processing; U1 snRNA 3'-end processing. The record is from RefSeq and is a predicted model, not a curated record. Gene Ontology annotation, molecular function: mRNA 3'-UTR AU-rich region binding. Gene Ontology annotation, cellular component: nuclear exosome (RNase complex); cytoplasmic exosome (RNase complex). The transcript has 4 exons.